Ectocarpus sp. CCAP 1310/34 is the source of this 1383-nucleotide messenger RNA. Lineage: Eukaryota; Phaeophyceae; Ectocarpales; Ectocarpaceae. The record is from the annotation of a GenBank genome assembly.
AUGACCUACUACCAUUGCCAACUUGCAACGUUGCUGACUUUGCAGCUUGCAGCGACCCAUCAAGGCAGCCAGCAGCAACAGCGAGCCCAUACAGCCAUAGCAGCGCACACCAACAGCAGACGAUGACUGAACAGGACCAACAAGCACUGCAGAAAGGAUUCCAGGGCCUAGGAGACAACAUCGACAGAUUCUAUGCGAGACCCCUGCAGAAGGCCGCGUAUUUGUGCAUGAGUAAGUGCAACGACAACAGCAAGAUGUCCAGCGAAGCCGUCGCCGCGUGCAUGAAACGGUGCGAGGGACCGCUGCAGGAGAUCAACAAGGUCGUGCAGGAGGAGGUUGGUGGCCUACAGAACCGGAUGCAGCGCUGCGCCAUGGAUUGCGCCGACGAUGCGAAGGACUUGAUUCCGGCCGGGGCGAAAAUGGGGGACGCGGUUGUGGAGCGAGCAAUGGCGCAGAACAUCAAAUGCACAAGCGGGUGCGCGAAGAAGCAUUUGGCGCUUCUGCCAAAUGUAGAGGCCAAAGUUAAGGCGGUCGCGGAAAUGGUGGCAAACUCGAGUUGACGAUCCACGCCGAAGGAUGUUCGCUGACUUUUCUUUUUUUCUUUUUGAAGAAAGGGAAGGACACACCUUGUUGCUACGUUUUUGAUAGGAUAGUUUCAGUACGGUAACGAGAUUGUCCUGAACAAAUCGGGGGGACUCCGGCGCACGAAACUUCCGUUGGUCCCCCUAUCACCGGAGUUUUACGUUUGGGGUUAGAGCUAUAGGUAAGUUUGGUUUUGUGCAUGAAGAGAGUGAUGAGGGAGGGCACUGGAAGUUCCGCGCAACUCCUGCUGGGAAAAUAUUCCAUUGCGGCGUUCCUAUAUGUGUCGCUCGAUACGUUCGACGGCACGGCGUUACUUCGGGCUAGCCGGCGUAAUGGUUUGAUCUGUUAACUUCGAGGUCGACUCCGUUCUUGCGAGAAGCGAUAUGGUGGUCCGGUAUUGUGAAAGGGCUGUUUACCGUUGUGCUCGUUAACUGCUGUGCCGUGCAUCGACGUUGAGUUGCCACACACGCCAAGAACGGGAUGGAUGGUGUGGUAGUGGGAAAAUGGUCGGAACGGUCUUCAGACAGUGUCAGGACAACUCAUCGAUGUCGAUCGAUCUCGGGGCGCGCCAAAUGGAGGGGCUGUUUGACCAUGUAUCUUCCCAAGGAAAGCGGAACAACACGCAGGGCUGCGCAUACGCAUACGCUGCUAGUCUUAGUCUUUCCCCUCCCUUGACGCGCCACUCAGCACAUUGAUUCUGUAUCCAAUGAUGAACCGAUUUUUUUUUAAGAGACGACUCGUUCGCCAGUUUUUCGCUUGUAUUUUCGGCGUAUCUGAAUCCCCCACCGGUGGGGUGUUUCG